AUGUCAACCACGAAGGAUGUCAUCACAGACAAUGUCCAGGAAACUGGAUCAAUGAGCGAAGCAAAAGCCCCGGCAGCUCCCCCGAGCAGUCGUGAUGAACCCAAAGAGAGCAUCGAAGGCUCCGAUGAGCCGGUUCCUCACUUGCACGCAAAGACGUUUCUCACAGUCUUUGCCGUCUGCUUCAUCUACUUUGCUCAACUCAUCAACGUUGUCGGCGCCGGAGCUCAAACCCAAAACAUCGCCGCCGUACUGGGGGAGAGCGACAAGAGCGUCUGGCUAACCUCCACAAUCGCCAUCAUGACAGUCGUCCUCUCCCCCAUCGUCUCCCAAGCCGCAGACUACUGGGGCCGCCGCUGGUUCCUCAUCGGCCUCACGGCCUGCGGCGUCGUCGGCUCCAUCGUCGUAGCCCGCGCCUCCACGAUGGGCAUGGCCAUCGCCGGCUUCACAAUCACGGGCUGCUCCUACGGCGCCCAACCCCUCCUCCACGCCGUCGCCUCAGAGGUCCUACCCCGACGCUACCGCCCGUGGGCACAAGCGGCCGAUAAUCUGUCGGCCGCAAUGGGAGGCCUGGUGGCGCUCCUAGCCGGCGGCGCGCUCACGCGCAACGGCAACGCCGCGGGUGUGAGGAAUUACUGGUACAUGGCGACGGCCAUCUACUUUGUCGCCACGGCCCUCGUCCUGACAUUGUACAACCCACCAAAGACGGCAAAUGAGACACGCUUCAGCGUCUCUGAGAAGCUUGCGAAGCUCGAUUGGGUUGGGUACGCUCUCUUGUCCUCGGGCCUGGUGCUCUUCUGCAUGGGCCUGUCAUGGUCUCAGAACCCCUAUCCCUGGACCGACGCGCACACUGUCGCGCCGUUCGUCGUCGGCUGCGCGCUCUGCAUCGCUCUGGCCAUGUACGAGACGCGCUCCAAGAAGGACGGCAUGUUCCACCACGGGCUCUUCAGGAAUGGACGCAACUUCCCCAUCGCGCUGGUCUGCGUCUUCGUGGAGGGUCUUGUCUUCUUCGCGGCCAAUAAUUACUUUGCUUUCCAGGUCGGCGUGCUCUAUGAGACGGACUCAUUGCGCACCGGGCUCCGGUAUGGUGUUACCAUGAUUGUCUAUGGCGUCUCGGCUGUCUUGGCUGGGUUAUGGUGCUCGAAGACACGUAACGUCCGCUGGCCUACCGUCGUGGCGUUUGUGUCCAUGAUUAUCUUCUUCGUGUGCAUGGCUACGACUACACCGAGCACCUCCGACCCUGUCUGGGGCUACCCCGUGUUCUUGGGUAUCGGGCUGGGUAUCUGCUUAUGCACACUCGUCACGAUUGCACAGCUGUCUACUCCUCCGGAACUCAUUGCCAUCACCAGUGGUCUGAUGAUUGGCGUGAGAUCUUUGGGCGGAUCCAUCGGUCUCGCAAUUUACAACGCCAUCAUCACCGACCAGCUCUCGAGAAUGCCUAGCAAUAUUGCUGCGGCUGUUCUGCCCCUUGGACUUCCUCAAACGUCUCUUGGACAAUUUAUUGGUCUCUUGGUCGCUCAUGAUAACGCUGCAUUGAGUCAAGUUGAGGGAGUCACACUGGACAUCAUCCAGGCAGGUGCUGGUGCGCUUCUGCAAACUUACAGCCUUGGCUUCCGUUACGUUUGGAUCGCUGCCGGCUCUAUUACAGUUGUCGCUGCCAUCGGUGCUUUCUUCCUCGUUGAGCUUGAAAAUGAGUUCAACAUGCACAUCGACGCUCCGGCUGAGAAGGAAGAUGAUUUGUACUCGAAGUAA
Messenger RNA from Colletotrichum abscissum, 1749 nucleotides. RefSeq names its product PEP5. Gene Ontology annotation, cellular component: plasma membrane. Gene Ontology annotation, biological process: transmembrane transport. Bases 1 to 1749 code for a protein of 582 amino acids. The record is from RefSeq and is a predicted model, not a curated record. Lineage: Eukaryota; Fungi; Ascomycota; Sordariomycetes; Glomerellales; Glomerellaceae. Gene Ontology annotation, molecular function: transmembrane transporter activity. The transcript has 4 exons.